Molecule: messenger RNA, 3441 nt
Organism: Mytilus trossulus (common blue mussel)
Lineage: Eukaryota; Metazoa; Mollusca; Bivalvia; Mytilida; Mytilidae
Product: transient receptor potential cation channel subfamily M member 2-like
Exons: 31
Coding region: 27-3410 (1127 amino acids)
Biological process (GO): calcium ion transmembrane transport
Cellular component (GO): plasma membrane
Molecular function (GO): ligand-gated calcium channel activity
Source: RefSeq, a predicted model, not a curated record
UGUUGCAGGUUGACAAUGCACUGAAGAUGGCAACCAUAGCAAAUUCCAACUUUUUGAAAUAUUCGAGAUAUUUUCCAAAUCAUCUUGAGUAUGCUAGUCAUGUACCUAGAGACUGGCCGGAAAUAAGAAGGCUAAAGAAGCCAAAGAUACUAAUAGUUGAUUCCAAGCCGAAUUAUGUACUCUGUGUAGAGAAUCUAGAACAUAUAGACAUUCCUCCGAAAAGCAAGUCUAAAGAACCUACUGACAGAAAACGGAAAAAGCAUCCAAUAGCUACAACGUCUGCCAGUCAAACAGACGGAUGCGAUGCCAUACAAACAUAUACACAAACAGAUGAUAAAAUUAUCCAUGAAAUUGCAACUCAGACUGAGGAUGAAGAAGUUCCAGAUAGCCCAAAGAGAGUUGUUGAGGAACCUCAACAUGUACCCACAUUUGAGCGUGUGGAAUAUGCACAACAGUCCUCAGGGGUUGCACAAGACAAACAGCCAUCACAAAUUCCGACGCCAGAGAAAAAUUGGGAGGACUUGAGAAAUUUUGGAGAGCCAAGAAUAGUUGUCUCUGUAAUAGGUGCUUAUAAUGAAUGUACGCAAACGUAUGAGUGGGCCGAUCACAUGCUUUUAAAGAAUGCCAUUGCGCAUGUCGCAAGAUAUUCAGGAAGAUGUGGGUUUCUAUAUAAUGAGAAAAACACAGAUUUUGUAAACAGUGUUGUUAGCAGAAGUUGUGUUAUAAAAGGUUUACCACUAAAAUAUGGAUACACCUCAAUGCAUUUUUCUGACAGACUAAAGGAACACAAAACAACAGACAAACAGCAUACAUGUUAUAUAAGUGAACACUGUGAAGAUCUUCUGGAACUUGAAAAGUAUAUCAACUCAAAAGGCCGGGUAUUGUUUGAAGAAGGCGAAAAGAAAUCCAAAACGUUAUCAAGUAAACCAGGAGGUAAAGGACAUACAGAAAACCAAGAAAGAGCCGAUAUCCGAGUUCCGGUGGCUUUAUUGGUGCUGAAUGGUGAUUUAGACACACUUGAUCACGUUAUGAGAGCAAUAUAUAGUGAUAUAUCAGUGGUGGUCGUGAAAGGAACUGGAGGGGCUGCUGACCUCAUUGCUUUAUGCCUGGAAAACUUUUCAAAGCUGAAGAAAGAAUUACCAAUAAUGAUAACAAGACGUUUCACGAAAGGACAUUUUAACAAGAUACUUGAAGUUUUCAAAAUGAUAAUUGAAAAAGAUUGGAUGAUUUCAAUAUUUGAUAUCAAAGUUGAGGAACAUGAUUGUCUAUGGGAAAGAAUAACUGAUGGAAUAACUAGAGCAUGGUCCUAUGAAGAAACACAGGAUGAGGAAGUUAUGAUGGAUGAAUAUCUUCCUUUGAACGGUGGAGAAUAUAUCUCAAAGUAUGUUGCGAACAUUGAUGGUCUCACCAGGAGAGAACUGUUUGCUGGCUAUUGUUUAACUGAACCAAAUCAACAGAAAGACUCAAUAGAUACAAUAGACAAUAACCGCGAAGAUGUAUUUGCCACUUCUUUUCAUGGUGGUAAGAUAGAAAUGAUGGAACAGAUACUUAACAGUGACGAAAACUUCUCAAUGUCAAAAAGUACCUUUCAGGGAUUAUGGAAGCAGGAAAUAGCAGCAGAAGAUGACAAGAUACUGCAGAGUGUGUGUCCAAGUGAUAUAGAAGAUCCAAAUGCACCUUUAUAUAUAGCGGACGAACUCCUCAAAGGCCUUUGUUGUUCUAAAAUUGGAAUGAUAACAUGCUGCAAACGCUGCAGGAACAACGACAAAGAAGACAAUAGUGACAACAUUUCAGACACGGUGCCAACAAAUGAGACAUUGCUUGUUGCUGUAUUGUUAAAUAAAACACAAAAGGCAGCUGCAUUAUGGCACCAGUUUGAUAAUCCAAUGAUGACAGCCCUGAUUUCGAGCAUGUUUCUUACCUCUUUGGCAAACAUUGCGGAAGAAAAGUUUGAGGAAAACCGCCAAAAUCAAUACCAGUCUCAUGCAAAGUUAUUUUUAUCACGAGCCGUUCUUCUGUUAGAAAAAAUGUUUACUGACGAUGAACAAAUGGCUAUAGAGGCUCUUGAUCACGUCUGUGAUGUUUGGGGCAAUAUUGAAAGUCCCCUACACUUCGGACACCAAUUCAAUAUAGAGGAAUUCAUAUCUCACUCUUCCAAUCAGAAAGAUGCAAGCAAAAGAUUGUUUGCGUAUAACGUAGUUUCAGUUGAAGACAUCAAGUUAGAUAUAAAAGACGAACCAGAGACUGAAAAUGCUCCACCACGGGAACAAAAUGUAACACCUACAACCAGUAUUUACUCGAUUACUAUAAGUGGAUGGUUUUCAUUUAUAAAGAACCACUGGAGAAAAAAGUCUAAGCUAUCAAUUGUUACAGCACCGGUUACAAUGAUAGUUAUCCACAUAUUAUUUUUCAUCACGGCUUUAAUGAUGUUCAGCUAUUUCCUCACUCGGGACCUGCAGCCUGGUUCAAUUAAUCUACUAGAAGGUUUGAUCUUCAUAUACAUGUUGGGUGAUUUAUUAGAGGAAAUAUGGAGCAUGAUUCGUCCGCAAAAAGAUUGCCACUGGUCACCACAAAGAAUAUUUCUCCACAUAUUUAAUAUUUGGAACAUUUUGGAUUUGCUGUGCUUCAUAUUGUACAUACUCGGAUUUUGCAUGCAUAUUUUGGACUCAGAUUUGAUAGCACAUACAAGGCGAAUAUACAGUAUAGCUUUGUUUAUCAUGUUCCUUCGACUAUUAAAUUUCCUGUUAUUGUCUAAACGGUUUGGUAUAAUCAUAAUCAUGGUGAAAGAAAUGCUUGUGGAUUUGAUGCAGUAUUUGGUAAUACUUAUCAUCCUUAUAUUGGCUGCUGGCGUUGUGUAUCAUGCCAAUGUGUAUCCAAGCCAUACAAUCGCAGGACCAAGUAAUACUGAGAAUUGGAGAACAUGGUCAAUUCUACAAAUUCCAUACUGGCAGGUUUAUGGAGAACUAUUUAUGGAUACCUUAGAAGGAAAUGAUAAUUCGGAUUGCAAGGAUAACGCAAAUUGUGCAACGGGAGAUUGGAUAACACCAGUAAUUGCUGCGAUUUAUAUGAUGUUGACAAACUGGUUGUUAUUAAAUAUUGUUAUUGCAAUGUUCAGUGCACGGUUUAAGGAAAUUCGAAAAAAAUCCGAACAGAAAUGGCGUUACUAUCGACAUUCAGUUAUAAUUGAUUUUGAAGAUAGAAUACCGUCACCACUCAAUUUUCCAUUUAGAAUUUUCAGUUUCUUAUGGUAUACUAAAAAAUGUCCAUGUUGUCCAUGUUAUAAGAAAACAACAACAGGUGACAGGAGUGAUAUGUUGAAAAAGGAACGACAAUUUGCAAAGGUAAUAAUAGUAGAAGAAAAUCAUGAAAAUAGAAUUUCGAAGAAGCAACACACAACAAAUAAACUUUGAAAGACAUUUUAUGAAGUGUUUUUAAUAUUAG